This is a messenger RNA of Dendrobium catenatum, 2108 nucleotides long. RefSeq names its product S-type anion channel SLAH2-like. Gene Ontology annotation, molecular function: voltage-gated monoatomic anion channel activity. Gene Ontology annotation, biological process: intracellular monoatomic ion homeostasis; transmembrane transport. The coding region runs from base 1 to 2004 and encodes 667 amino acids. The record is from RefSeq and is a predicted model, not a curated record. Lineage: Eukaryota; Viridiplantae; Streptophyta; Magnoliopsida; Asparagales; Orchidaceae. The transcript is spliced from 3 exons. Gene Ontology annotation, cellular component: membrane.
AUGACGCAACCGAAAGGAUUCGAAGAUAACACGCAUCUAAACCAUGUCUGCCAUCUUCGCAAAGCGUUAUACGGCUUAAAACAAGCGCCCAGGCAAUGGUACAAUACGUUUGCGAACACCGUAAUCACACUCGGGUUCACUCAAAGUCAGUCCGACCCAUCGCUUUUCAUAUACAAGAAGGAUCAGGUUUGCAUUUUUUUACUAGUAUAUGUAGAUGAUAUUCUAAUCUCGGGUAAUAAUUUGGACAGAAUACAACAUGUGCUGGACGAGCUUAACAACAAAUUCAACAUGAAGCAUCUUGGGGAGGUUUCGGAAUUUCUGGGUAUUAAAAUAACAAAACAGGAUAACAGCUACUUCCUAUGUCAAGAAAACUAUGUCCAGCAAAUCCUCGCUCAAGCCAAUCUGACGGAAUGUAAAGAGCUGGCCAAUCCCACGUGCACCAAGAUCCCAUAUACAUUUAACUGCGAAACAAACCUUCAAGUUCCAACCAUGUAUCGCCAAAUCACGGGAUCUCUUCAAUAUCUAACCAUUACACGACCGGAUAUCUCUUACAGUGUUAAUCUAUUGUCACAACAUAUGCAUGAACCUCAACCUCAGCACGUUUAUCUGCUCAAACGGCUUCUUCGCUACCUCAAAGGUACGUCAAAAUAUGGCUUACCUGUAACAAAAUCUGAUCUCCAACUUCAAUCUUUUUCAGAUGCCGAUUGGGCGGGCGACCCAGAAUCAAGAAAAUCUACCUCAGGUUACUGCUCCUUUCUCGGCAACACCCUCAUUUCAUGGACGGUGAAGAAGCAGCACACCAUUGCAAGAUCGUCGACCGAGUCUGAGUAUCGCGCACUGGCAGCCUUAACGGCAGAUGUUCUCUGGAUUCAUAGGCUGCUGUUCGAAUUUGGCAUCACUCAGUCUACUCCAACCAACAUAUACUGCGACAACACCUCCGCAAUAGCUCUGGCAAAUAAUCCGGCGUCAGAGACGCUGAUUCUUCCUCAAGAUGAGAAAUGGCCUUUUCUUCUUCGCUUCACCAUAUCUUCUUUUGGUGUCUCUGUUGGUAUAGGAAUCCAAGCCUUCCUCUGGAAGAUAAUAGCCACAUCUCCUUCCAUGAGCUUUCUUCAUGUAAGCUCGGUUAUCUACUACGUCCUUUGGUGCAUCGCAGUCUCUUUGAUGAUCUUAGUGGCCUCCACAUAUGUUCUGAAGAUGAUAUUUUACUUCGAAGCUGUGAAAAGAGAGUUUCUUCAUCCUAUCAGAGUCAACUUCUUCUUCACUCCAUGGAUAGGCUGCAUAUUAUUAGUAGUCAGUGCUCCUCCAUCCAUUGCAAAGCACUUACAUUCUGCUCUAUGGUAUGUACUAAUGGCUCCUAUACUAUUCCUUGAGCUCAACAUCUAUGGGCAGUGGAUGAUGGGAGGAGAACGAAGGCUUUCGAAGGUGGCGAACCCGUCGACGCAUCUGUCGAUUGCAGGAAACUUUGCAGUUGCAUUGCUGGGAUCAUCUAUGGGGCUCAAAGAGGGACCGGUCUUCUUCUUUGCAGUGGGUUUGGCGCAUUAUCUUGUCUUGUUUGUGACUCUUUAUCAGAGGCUUCCGACAAAUGAGGCUUUGCCGAAGGAUCUUCACCCAGUUUUCUUCUUGUUUGUGGCAGUGCCAAGUCUGGCUAGCGUGUCAUGGAGUAGGAUAGUUGGGCACUUUGAUCUUGGCUCAAGGAUAGCUUACUUCACGUCCAUGUUCAUUUAUGCUUCUCUGGUUGUUCGAGUUAACUUCUUUCGAGGCUUUAGGUUCUCUCUGGCUUGGUGGGCUUACACAGUUCCUAUGGCCAGUGCUUCAAUCGCAACCAUCAUUUAUGCAGGAGAAGUUGAUAGUCUCUUCAUGAAGAUCCUAUCAGUGGCUCUCUCUUUCAUAUCUACUCUUACAUGCUUAGCUUUAGUCAUCAGCACUAUUUUUCAUGCUUUUGUUUUGCAUAAUCUCUUCCCUAAUGACAUUGCCAUUGCCAUCACAUUGAAGAAGUCGAGCUAAGUAAUCAGUGAUAGAGGCCUUUUCUGUGCAAAGAAUUUGUUCUGUGCUAAUGUGCUUUGGAUCUUAGAUUUUAUUUUAUUAUGGUAAUGGUGUUUGUUGCUUGU